Salvia splendens (bonfire salvia) is the source of this 1467-nucleotide messenger RNA. RefSeq names its product histone-lysine N-methyltransferase set-26-like. Lineage: Eukaryota; Viridiplantae; Streptophyta; Magnoliopsida; Lamiales; Lamiaceae. The transcript has 2 exons. The record is from RefSeq and is a predicted model, not a curated record. The coding region runs from base 1 to 1467 and encodes 488 amino acids.
AUGGGGAAAAAGGCGUUCGCUACUAAGAUUAAACCACCUUCGUCUCGCCGUGAAGAAAACCCUGGAACGCAACCACCGCCGAACCCUCAACCUUCGGCACCAACUCAGCAAGCCCCACCGAUGAUAUCUCUAGACGCAAUGGCGGAGUUUCUCCGUUUACAAGACCCCACUAGGAACUGGGCGGCGGAGUUGGCGAAUUUCAGCCAAAUCAGAGGGCAGGGGAAUAUAACCGCACCCAGUGAAAUUCCACCUGCACCGGUCAGUCACGCAGAGGAACAAUCAGAGGAGGGAUCUUCAUCGGCGACCGCGCCGUCGGAGACCUCGGUGCCAGAUUCGGCGGAGCUCGACGCUGUCGCCGCCUAUUACGACUCCGACCCUGAGGAUCCUAAGAAAAGGACCAGCCAAGAAGAGACAACCCAUGAAGGGAAUGGCGAAAUGGAGAGAACACCUACUGUGGAGACCGUCCGUCAAGAAAGGGUUAGGGAAGAAAUAGAUCUGAACGAAUCGGCACAGAAGCGCAGCCUUAUGACCGAUACGGAGUUUGAGUCAAUCGUGGAAGAGGUAAACCGCAGAGAAGAUACUGCUUUGAUGGCUGAGGGUCUAGACCUCGCAUCAAGGUCAGUAGGAGGGGUUGAGAAAGCCGUUACAGGAACCACACCGGAAGGUCAUACUUCCCAGUCAGUAGAAGGGAAGGAGGAAGUACACGAAGAAGAGAAAGAGUCGGAGCCAGUAGAUCCCCGAGUGGAAGUAGGGGGUGGUGGAAUGCAAGUAGGAGAGGAGGAACCAGCUGCAGAAAUCCCAGAGCCAGAACCAGAGGCGCCUCCAGUAGUGAAGCCCAAGCCCAUAAAGCGGAGCUUAAUAUUGAAGGCUGAUCCUAAGGCAGACCGGCCUAAACCGCAGAGGGUUUCGCAGAGAUGCUUGGGAAAGCAGGGCGCACCCCAAUUCUACGCAAUGGGAGAAGAAGCUGUACCGACUGGGAGAUCUGCAGUACAUCCGGGAACACAGGAUCAGGAGCAGAGACAAGAAAGGAUGGAGAAAGCGAUGGAAGAAGUGAGAGAAGAAAAUCAACAGUUGAAAGUGGAGGUGAUGCGAUUGGCAUCGGAGGUGGAACGAAUGUUGAAAGGGGCUGCAGAGCAGAAGUUGUUGGCUCAGAGGCAGGCCUCGAUGGAGGUGAUAGUGACAGAUUUGGGAAAGGAGAACUACAAGAUGCAGCAAGCAAUGAAUAGGAUGUUAUCCAAUAUCGAUAGCAUCCUAGGAGAGAAUACCAACCAGAGGAAGGAACAAGCUGUUGAACCAAGUGGCCAUGGAGGCCGAGCUGAUGAACCGCAAGUACCUGAGACAGAAGAAAAGGAGACCGAUGUGCCGGCGCAUGCUGAGGAGCCGGCGGACUUUGACGAGAACCAAGCUGGAACUGAAAAGGAACCACCUGCACCGCCUGCGCCGCGAAGGAGCAGGCGUCACCGAUAG